AUGGCCCCUGGUCUUGUUGAAACAACCCUGCCUUAUAUCAAUGGGACCUCCAAACAACAUACCGACAGGCCCAGAGAGGUCUGGGGCACAUCUUUACCAACGCGAAAGCUUUCUCCCCAUGAAGAUGUUCACUACGAUACUGGCUUGAAGCCUCGUGCUCAUCGGAUCACUUCAGGUUCAUUUACGUCGAAGAUCCUGUUCUUGAACGUUCAAAUCUUGGAUUCUACUGGAGCGCAGCCAUAUCCUGGUGAUGUCCUGAUUCAGGGAGAACGUAUUAGCUAUGUUGGAACUGUUCCUGGGGUCGAAAAACUGCGCGUCGACCCCAGCGUUAAGGUCAUCCAGGGUAAUGGGCGAACGCUAAUGUCUGGCCUGGGAGACGCCCAUACUCACCUCACUUGGAAUGGAGGGGCCCUAGAUAACUUGGGAGACCUCGGCAUCGAGGAGCAUACGCUGUGCACGGCCCGGUCCGCCAUGAUGUAUUUAGAUUCUGGAUACACAAUGUGCUUCGGGGCUGCCUCAGCUAAAGACCGUUUGGAUAGCGUUGUUCGCGAUGCUAUCAACCAAGGGAUACUGCCGGGACCGCGUUAUUUGGCCAACGCCAGAGAGAUCGCUCGGAGGGGAGGCGAGCUUGCCGCAGAAAUUACUGCAUUUGCAGACGGGCCAUUGGAGAUGCGAGAAAUUAUACGGAGUCAUGCUAAAAUCGGCGUGGACCAGAUCAAGUUGAGCAUGUCUGGGGAAGAUAUGGUGGAUACUAGACCUGCAAAUGACUGCUACUUUACUGACGAUGAAGUGGCGGCAUGUGUUGAUGAAGCACAUCGUCAUGGAUUAAGGGUAUGCUCUCACGCCCGAUCUCGCGAUUCGAUUGCUCAAUGCAUCAAACACGGAGUCGACGUAAUAUACCACGCCAGCUACAUGGAUGAAGAGACCAUGGAUGCACUCGAAAAGAACAAGCAUAAGCACGUCGUCGCUCCCGGUCUUAAUUGGCUCUAUGCAACUCUUCACGAUGCGGCUCCAUUCGGUAUCUCGUAUACCCAGGCUGAGAAAACUGGAUACAAAAAGGAAUUGGAGGCAGCGAUUAGAGGUUGCAAGGAAAUGCAUGAAAGGGGUAUUACUGUUCUUCCAGGUGGUGAUUACGGCUUCGCCUGGACACCUCAUGGUACCUAUGCUCGAGACCUAGAGCAUUUCGUCAAGCUUCUUGAUUACACACCCAUGGAAACUAUCAUCGCUGCGACUGCUGGCGUGGCACGACUCUUUAUGCAAGAGCGUGAGCUCGGCAAGAUUCAACCAGGCUAUUAUGCAGACUGCAUCUUGGUGGAUGGAAAUCCCCUGAACGACAUCAGCAUUUUACAAGACCAUGACCGGCUCAACGUUAUCAUGAUCAAUGGCAGAAUCCACAAAGCCUCUCCAAAGGACUUUGCACAGCAGUUGACUAGUGCACCUGCUAUUGAAGAGGCUGUACCACAGAAAGAUCACUUCAGCAACUUCAUCACCUUUUUGGAUGAGCAUGGCAAGCAGCGUGUGGGCCAUCUUGACCUUGGUACUAUGAGAGUGACCCAAUUAGUUAUGCCCUCUGGAGCUCCUGUCAGCUCAUUGUAUCAAGUUAUCGAGCUUAAGAAUGAAGUGACACCCGUGGGUGAGCCUACUUCUGUCGAAGAGGUCCGGAUUCUACCUCCAUUCAGUGAUCGUGAUAUCCUAGCAGUGGGUAAAAACUACGCAGAGCACGCUGCAGAGUUUAACAAAAGCGGGUAUGACUCUAGCGACAAGAUUGAUCAACCAUCACACCCAGUCAUGUUUACCAAGCGAUCUACGAGUAUAAUUGCCAGUGGUGAAGAGAUAUACUCCCAUCCUGAGUUUACUGAAUCUCUUGACUAUGAGGGAGAAAUUGGUGUGGUUCUUGGGAGGUCAGGGUACCAAAUCCCAGAGGAGGAAGCUAUGGAUUAUGUUUGGGGCUAUACCAUCAUCAACGAUGUUACAGCGCGCGAAAGACAAAGAGACCACAAGCAGUUCUAUAUCGGGAAAUCCGCGGACACCUUUUGUCCCAUGGGCCCAAUCGCUGUGCCAGCCGAGUAUCUCCCCAAGAAACUCCGCGUACAAACCUUCGUUAAUGGGGAGAAGCGCCAGGAUGCUACCACAGACGAUCUCAUAUUCUCUAUUCCAACUUUGAUCAAGACCCUUUCCGAAGGUACUACCCUCAGAGCAGGUGAUGUAAUUGCUACUGGGACCCCUGCCGGUGUAGGAUUCGGACAGAGCCCCGUUCAGUUCUUGAGACCUGGCGACCGAGUUGAGGUCGAGGUCACCGGACUUGGUCGUCUUCAAAACGUCGUUGGCGCCGAAUCGGAGAAGUUGAGCAACGGUCUCAUACCUUCAGAAUCAAAAUCUCACCUUCCAGACCUCAAUGUGGAGACUACCGCUGGUGGGGCCGGCUUAACUGAAAUAGGAGGAAAGCAGAUGAAUAUACAAAAGAUAGGAAACGGUCCCGAAACAGCCAUUUUCGUCCAUGGCUUAGGCGGUACAAGCGAAUACUUUACUCCAUUCGUCAAAUCCAGAGACUUCGAGUCCCGAUUCACCAGCUACGUCUACGACUUGGAAGGUCACGGCUUGACGCCCACCAACAUCGCGUCCCAAGUCACGAUCGGAAGCUAUGCCGAUGACCUCGCAAACAUCAUCGACUUCACAAGCAUUACCACACCAAUCACUCUCAUCGCACACUCAAUGGGCUGUCUCGUCGCCAUAACAUAUGCUCUCCGGGACCCGUCCAGAAUCAAAAAUCUCAUCCUCAUGGGCCCAGUCUCAACUCCCCUUCCACCACCAGCCCAACAAGCCCUGACCGCACGCGCGCAGGCAGUCCGAACCAAAGGCCUCUUGGGCUCCGGGACCGCCGACACAGUCAGCGACGCAGGCACCUCCUCCGCAACCAAAAUGUUCCAACCAGUCGCAUACACAGCCGUCCGGUCCUCCCUUCUGAACACAAAUCCAGAAGGAUACGCUAAAGCUUGCACGGCACUUGUCGGGUGCGAGGCAUUGGCGAUCGAGAAAUUAACAAUGCCAGUAUUGGUUAUGACCGGUGAUGAGGAUAAGACGGCGUCGGUCCAGGCUGUUACUGCUAAUGUGCAUGAGCGGCUUGCGGAUUCGAGAUUGGAGAUUCUGAAGUGUACAGGGCACUGGCAUGUUUAUGAAAACCCGGAGGGUGUUUCGAGGGCUAUUAGGUCGUUUCUGGCCUGA
Molecule: messenger RNA, 3222 nt
Organism: Aspergillus chevalieri
Lineage: Eukaryota; Fungi; Ascomycota; Eurotiomycetes; Eurotiales; Aspergillaceae
Exons: 14
Coding region: 1-3222 (1073 amino acids)
Molecular function (GO): acetylpyruvate hydrolase activity; hydrolase activity, acting on carbon-nitrogen (but not peptide) bonds
Source: RefSeq, a predicted model, not a curated record